AUGAGUACCUCUAGGAUGCUGCGAGAUGGGUAUGCGUCGGCUGCUGCUGCUGUGGCGACGGCCACGGUCACAACUACUUCGGCCUCCGCCGCUUCUUCUUCCCUCCUCUCCGCUGACGAGCUGCAGCGAAUUGCUCAGCUUAUCGAGAACGAUCCACGCAUUCUUAUGGAGGUGGUCGCGAGUCUCGACCCGCAGAUUCGUCGCCGGCUCGUCGUAACCGGCGGCGCGAUGGAGUGGUUUGGCACAGAAAGCGCUGCGCAGGAGGUGGAGAAAGCAGACGCGGACAAGGACCGUCAGAUCUCGCCAAAAGACUUUGACCACUGGUUUGAGUGCGCCCUCAAGCGGCGUCAGGAAGAGCAAAAGAAGCGCGUGACCGAGGGAAAGCAGGUCACCAACCUGGAGAGUGGCACCUCUGCGGCCGUCAACACGGCGUCGCCGGCCGCCACUGUGUCGAAAGCGGUGCCGCUAGCGGCUCUCUUUAUGAUCGCACUGGAAGCCGGGCUUCCCUUCGUUGGGUUUGGCUUCCUGGACAACUCCACAAUGAUCUUAGCCGGCGACAUAAUUGACGGCUCACUUGGCUUCUAUCUCAACUGCUCUGUGCUUGCCUCGGCAGCCAUGGGAAACAUUUGCUCGGGGAUGCUGGGGAUGCAGGUUCAUGGACUGCUUGACAAGGCGAUGCAGAGGCUGAGCUUGAACACACCAGUGCUUACAGAGGAGCAGAUGAAAGACCGUCGCGUGUUCUUGGCUGGCCACCUCGGUGGCACCUUUGGCAUCAUGCUGGGCCUCAUCCUCGGAAUGGUCCCGCUGCUCUUUCUGGACGGUGACACGAACGAGAAGUCCGACUACGUCAUGUUUCAGAGUUGGGACAUCAACAACAGCGGCUUUGUGGAGCUGCCAGAGUUUGAGAAGGUGCUGCGCGAGCUCGGCCUGCACCAGACCGACGUCAGAGCAAAGAAUUUGAUCGAGAAGUACGGCGAGAACAACCGAGUCAACUUUGAACAGUUUUCACAGAUCAAGGCAGAUCUACGCGAUGGAAAGCCAAUCUUCGACUAG
Molecule: messenger RNA, 1053 nt
Organism: Leishmania mexicana MHOM/GT/2001/U1103
Lineage: Eukaryota; Euglenozoa; Kinetoplastea; Trypanosomatida; Trypanosomatidae
Exons: 1
Coding region: 1-1053 (350 amino acids)
Cellular component (GO): mitochondrion
Molecular function (GO): calcium ion binding
Source: RefSeq, a predicted model, not a curated record